Molecule: messenger RNA, 564 nt
Organism: Mesorhabditis belari
Lineage: Eukaryota; Metazoa; Nematoda; Chromadorea; Rhabditida; Rhabditidae
Source: the annotation of a GenBank genome assembly
AUGUUGCUGGAGUGCUACAAUCAAGCUGUUCCGCAUGGAAUACUUGUAAAUGUCGAGGCUGGAUUUGAAGAUGUGCUAACGUUGGGUAGAUUUGUCGAGAAACUUCCAAGUGUUGUUGGCUACCAGCAGGUACGUUUUGACGAUGACAAUUUAUCGGCAUUUAUGCCUCAUGUGGUUCGGAAUACGAGGAUGAAAUUGACGAGGGAACCGAUGACGCAACAUGGAUCCAAACCUAUGAAUCGGGAUCGUCCAAUCUUGAUGUUUGUCGAAGACACGAACCACCCUCUCACCUUUUUCUUCCCUGGCGACGGUGCCGCAUAUUUCGAGAUCACCCAUACGCCAAGCGACACCCAGUAUCGAUUUGCCUAUAUUGCGGGUGUGAAUCGCAUGUAUGAAGCACAUCCGGAAGACUUCGACCGCCCAGGAAAGAACAGAUACACCUAUCUCAUGCAUAAUAGCCCGCCCAACCCAAACGAUGUUCCACGUGUGUUUGAGCUGCGAAGACGCGUGGUGGUUUCUGGCCCGUUUGUGAAUCUCGCCGAGGUCGAUGUGUCGUCAAAGAAU